Penicillium egyptiacum is the source of this 492-nucleotide messenger RNA. Lineage: Eukaryota; Fungi; Ascomycota; Eurotiomycetes; Eurotiales; Aspergillaceae. The record is from the annotation of a GenBank genome assembly.
AUGGAACGAUUCGAAAAUUUCCAAAGACUGCUGUGUGGGACUCGCACUUUCCCAUGUAUCUUGCUUUUGAAUCCAAAGGAUGAGCACCUCCCAUUCGAUGAGAUGGUCGAAAAGACUGCAACUCUAACGUGGCUGGAAGAUGCCCUAGAUGAGAUGAGUCUUGGACUUGACGAUGUAAUCAUCAUGGAUUUAUUUCCAAUGUUGACCAACGAAUGGUUGGAUGAACACCCUGACAAGCGCGAUCAAGUUAUCCCCGAAAUGUUCGAGUUGAUCCUGGACUUUAUUCGAGAGUUCAAGCCACCUACCAUCCUUUCUUGUCAAUGCUUUCGCCCUUUCCCUUUCCAGCAUAAGCACUGGGGUUCAUUCCGCCAUGCUAUGCUUCCGAAACUAUGCUCAACGAUGGAGAGUGCCGAGUACCAAAAAGUGAGCGGCUUCCGCUUCGAGAGACAUUUUAUACAUUGUGGUUUCACCCUUCCAAGUUGUAUUAUGUGA